CAGUCAAACGCCGGCCAUGUUUAGACAGGUUGCUUGAUUCCGUCUUCACUACAACUUAAAUUGUUUCUCUGGUUUUACCUUGCACACCUUGUUUUUGUGUCAAAACAACCCGGUUUAUUAGCUAUAACCGCUGCGUCAGAAACAAACGACUGUUUGAAUUCACAGGAACAGAUGCGCUCGUGUAGUUAUGUUAGAGUUGUGCUAAUUGCUAACUGAAUGACAGGCUUUUUAUUUUUAUUUUAAACAAAUCGCUCAUGCAAGCUGUUUAGUCGUAACUGUAUGUUUUUGAUGAUUAGCUUCGAACAGGCUAAUUCUUCACAAGGUGACGCAUUAUAGGAGAGUAAAUGUGAAGAAGGUAUCUACUGGGGAAUAAAAUAAAUAACGUUACAGGCCUGUUUUGACCACUUAGCAUCAUAAUGCUAAAGGCUAUCUCGAGAUAGAUGCACUUCCACCUCUGUUGUAUAUAAGCAGUGUGUAUUAACUAAUGCAUUAGCGUUGUUUUUUUCAGUGUAAGUAGAAACUAUUUCCGUUAUCAAGAGAAAUCAUCCAUGUUCUUCUGAUACACGGACAUGUAGCGUGCGUUGCUGGUGCAGUGUGACGUCAUGGUGAAAAUCAGCUCAGCAAGCUCAUCCUCCAACAGGGCACCAGGCACACACAUCAAAACAGAGCCGUGUCCUUUUGGAGAGCCUUUAAAUGAUGUGGAACCAGACAAACAUCUGCUUUAUUCAUGUGAUGGCGCUGAAGACUUUGUUUCUGAUAACAUCUCUUCAGAGCUUCAGCAGAUAAAGCAAGAGCACUCUGAGACAGACUUAAUGCGAACAGGGAGCAGAAAUGUACAGCCUGAAUCCAUAGACUUCAGAGUAUCUACAAAGACAGAGCCGGAAUGCGUUUCAGUAAAUUUGAGUGUUGGUCUAAAGACCGAGUCUGAAAUCCAUGAUGUGGAAAGUGGUGAGGCACAUUUCCCCUUGAAGGAGGAGGAGGAAGAAGAGGAUGUUACAAAGAUCAAGCUAGAGACAGCAGAAGAGGAUAGUGAUCCCAGACAGGAUGAAGAAGCAGGCCAAGAAUCUUUCUUUUCCUGCCCUUACUGUGCUGUGUCCUUCACUGACUCCUCUUACCUCGAGAAGCACCUCAAAUGGACCCAUCGGAGUAAUUACCUUGUUUGGCUAAAAACUCAAAAAACACCACAAUGCAUCCAAAUAUCCUCCCAGAUGCUCAGCUGCACUUCUUGCAACCUUCACUUCUUCACCCAGGAGCAGCUGAAGGUCCAUAUGCGGCGCGCCCACCUUCCCACGCCCGCACCGACCCGGAAGCGCUACACAUGUCCACAGUGCGACCGCAGCUUUGACUACAUUGGCAAUCUGCAAAACCACUGUCGUCGGUGCCACAAUUUGUCCACUGUGUGUACUGACGGAGAGCUGAGCUGUGCUUCAUGUGGCGAAAGCUUUGCAGGUAUGUGGGGCCUCGGACCACAUCAGUGCAACAAGCUAGAAGAAGAACAAAAACCAGAAAUAGAUGGAAAUGAACCGCUCUGCACAGACCGCGGUUAUCUGUGUCAACACUGCGGAAAGAACUGUGCUACGCUGCAGUGUUUAACCAUACACACACGCACCCAUACAGGCGAGAAGCCAUAUAUCUGCACUGACUGUGGGAAUAGCUUCAAAGAGAUGGGCAGCUUGCGCAAGCACAUGGUCAUCCACACUGGCGUUAAGCCGUACUCGUGCCCUGAGUGUAAGAAGAGCUUUGCUCGAAUGAGCCACCUGAGUACACACCUGCGCACGCACACAGGCGAGAGGCCGUACCCAUGUCCUGAGUGUGGUAUGAGGUUCAGUCACAGGUCAACGCUGCGUCUACAUCGACGCGUUCACUCCGGAGAAAAGCCGUUCUCUUGUGUGGAUUGCGAGAAGACGUUCGCAACACUGAGCAACCUGAAAGUGCACCUCCUGACACACAACCAGGAGAGGAUCCACAAGUGUAACGAGUGCAGGAAGACGUUUUCCCGGCCCGACGUGCUGAAGAAGCACCUCCGGAUUCACAACGGCGAGAGGCCAUAUGUGUGCACUGUCUGCAGCAAGAGAUUCAAUCGCAUCCAGCACCUCACCAACCACCAGCGCACACACACAGGCGAGAGGCCGUACCGCUGUGACGAGUGCGGUGCAAGCUUCGCACAGUCAGGCGAUUUGACCAAACAUGUGCGUGGGCACACAGGGGAAAAGCCCUACGCGUGUCCUGAGUGCAACCGGUGCUACAGCAAUUCUGGGGACCUGGGCAAGCACAGGCGCACUCACAGUGGCCAGAGGCCUUACAGGUGUCAGCAGUGUGACAAGGCAUUCCUCAUGCCACAACAUUUGAAAACACAUAUUCUUACACACACUGGAGAACGGCCGCAUAUCUGCCCAAAGUGUCAACGCACCUUUAUACGGGCGCACCACCUCACCCAGCACCUGAAUACACAUCACAUUUAGUGUCUAACAUUCUAAAUAACUCAUUGAAAGAGUGUUUGCUUUUGAAAGAGUACUGACUGCUUGUACAUGAUUCUGAUUGUGCUCGUCCGUUGAAAUAGUACCCCCUAUAAAAUGAAAGUACAGAGUAAUAAAUGGUAUUUAUGUCAUUAUUACUGCAUCACUGACCCGCAUCAUCAAAGCUUCCAUAAAGUCAACUAUUCAAAUUAAGCGUGUAUCGUUCUCUAGCCAGUUCCUGUUUCAUUGAAUUAAAUAAUGUGAAUGCCCCGAUGACUAAUAUAGCUGGUGUGAUUUAUAGGCAAAUUAUCCAUACAUUUUAUUUGGAUGGCAUAUGUACUGUCAAUGAUCAACUUCCUGACCUAAAAGUUGUGUGCAUGUCUCUUUAGGUAAGAAGUGACCCUGUUAUCAUAUCAGAGGAACAGACGAUUUUAGGUUGGACUUUAACUAACUACCGAAUGUUAGCAGUGCACCUGACAUUGUAAUUUUGUAAGUACAACUUUGGGAGUGGUAAAUAGGACCAUCUAAUGAGCAUGUGAAUUAUUAUUUUAAAUUAGUUUACAGGAUUAUUAUUAAGAAUGAAAAAGAUUUACAUGUAAUAGGGGGACACCGUGGCUUCGUGGUUAGCAUGUUUGCCCCAACUCAGGGUUGGGGGUUUGAAUCUGACCUCGCCCUGUGCACACACAGUUUGCUUUUUCUCCCCGUUUCGAAACACUUCGGGUGUUUCCUCUGGGUACUCCAGUUUCCUCCUCCAGUCCAAGACAUGCGCUGUAGGCUGAUUGGCAUUUCCAAAUUGUCUGUAGUGUGGGAAUGUGUGUGCCAUUGUGUGCCCUGCGAUGGGUUGGCACCCUGUCCAGGGUGUCUCCCGCCCAGUUCUGGGAUAGGGUCCUGAGUAGGAUAAAUGGUAUGGAAAAUCGAUGAAUGGAAAAAGCACCAGAUGCCAAAUUUUGUAGCACAAAAGCAAGACCAAAGUGUGGAUAUGCUAAGGCAAUUUAAGGAUAAUGGAUAACGUGACUGUACAUAAAAAAAUAAAACAGACACACCAGCAUGUAAUGUGGAUUAUGGAGAAUAAUGUCAGUAGUACUUGAUUAUGCCCUUUUGCGUUACGUGAGUUACAUACAUGAGCAAGCUAACAGUUGUCAUUGUCAAGAGACUUGCAACUUUAAAACAGUUAAUAAGAUAUUUAUUUUCAAAUACUUAAUCCACCCUCAAUUAUUUGCUUAUUAAUCUUUAUAAUUAACAUGUGAUUUCCAUGAUGUCCUGUAGGCCUGUAUCUGGUGAGUAACAGAGUACUUAAAGUGAUGGUAAAAUCCUGUUUACCAGCAGUUAAUAAAAAAAAGUUAAUUUAUUGAUUUAUUUCAUGUAAAUCAUAGCACGAAACUAGAAUUCCCACACAUGAAUAUAACUGACUUUUAAACAUAUUGGGUGAUGUGAAAUCCUUCAUUACUACCAUAUUUAUUUUACCUAUCAUAGAUGUUUAACAUAAAACGUAGCAGUGUAUGCUGUUACGGUACAGUAGACAGAUAUAUCAAGCCUUUACAAAAAGCAUCUAAUGGUCUUAAGUAGUCUAGGUUAUGUGAACAGGAAAGAGUGCAAAGAUGGCUGACAGGAAAGUGCUGAGCAGUAUCUGUGAGUGUAGUCAUUUAAAAUGAGCUUGAGGUGCUAUGAAGUGUGCACACAAAGCUAUCUACUGUAUGAGCGUGGGGCAGUGAAGUGAGCGUGCAGUUCUACGAACACUGAGUACUGAGUCAUGUGCAGUUCCUCUCCCCUCACUCACCAUUUAACACUGCUUACAAGUCAAGUUGAUUGAACUGAAAGUGCCAUGGACUAAAGUAAAAAAAAAAAAAAAAAAAUCAGUCUUUAUUUUAUUAGUAUUUUGAAAAUUUGUGUUUAAAUAAAACAUUAGAUUAACUUACUUAAAAUAAAGGUCAAUUGAAAAUGUGUGUUCUUGUGAGUUUUUUUUAACCACCACAUUCAAUCGCAUAUUAGUAUUACUAUUGUUACUAUUAUAUUUGUUUUGUGUGUAAAAACUGUGGAAAUAAAAUACAAGGUAAACAGAUAUUUCAUGCUAGUAUCGCUGUCAACACCAUAAUGGUUGUCAUCUCAUAAAGCACUAAUUAGCCGAGACAUCUCUGUUGUAACUCAGUACACGUGUUGUGUAGCUGCAUUUCUUUCUGGUACUUCCAGUCUCCCUUAUCCCUUAUAAUUGUGAUUGUUGAAAUGUUUUCUCCUAUUAUACUCCACUGUAAUUGCAG
This is a messenger RNA of Ictalurus punctatus (channel catfish), 4711 nucleotides long. RefSeq names its product zinc finger protein 883. Bases 603 to 2462 code for a protein of 619 amino acids. Gene Ontology annotation, cellular component: nucleus. Lineage: Eukaryota; Metazoa; Chordata; Actinopteri; Siluriformes; Ictaluridae. The transcript is spliced from 2 exons. Gene Ontology annotation, molecular function: RNA polymerase II transcription regulatory region sequence-specific DNA binding; DNA-binding transcription factor activity, RNA polymerase II-specific. The record is from RefSeq and is a predicted model, not a curated record. Gene Ontology annotation, biological process: regulation of transcription by RNA polymerase II.